AUGCCUCCUAAAAAGUCAGACCCUUCCAUCAGCAAAGGAAAACGCACAGCGAUCAGGAAGACUGCUCCUUCUGGACGUGGCGUGCGCAAACGAAAUGGGCCUACCGCUGCAGAAAAGCGAGCCGAGAAGGAAGCUGCUCGUGCGAGGGAGGAGCGUCGACUUCGCCGCGAAGCUGAAAUGGUCGAACUACCAACUCACCCCGAUGAUGAUCUGUUAGUGUUAUCCAUGACCCAAAGGACAAGCCGAAAGCGUUCGGCCAACAUGGCCUACGACGACUGCGAUAGGAGCAAGCGUCCCAAAAUCCUCAAAGACGGGAGCAAAAAGGUCUCGCGCCUCCUGCCUUGGGAGAAAGACAAAGGGCUCGAGCAGCCGCCUUCUCUUGACACCCUCAAGCUUGAGAGUUUUACCUCUGUCGGAGCUAUAGUUACUCUCAGCUGCCUCCCUACCGAGAUUCGCGACGAAAUCUUAAGGUACAUCCUGGUCUCUCCCCGUGACAUUGCAGUAUUCAGGGGCUGGACCCGAGUCUACGGACGUAGGGGACCUAAACUAGACCUCGCAAUCCUCUACACGUGCCGGGUCUUAUGGCUGGAAGGACUUCGUAUCCUAUUCGGCGAGAACGCUUUCCUCUACGACAUUCGCGAUCCUCCUGAUUAUCUGGAGACGACGGAAAGAAUCAUGGGCCGCGUGUUUCCCAAGGACAAGAUCCCCAUCGAUAAAUAUGGACAUCUGAUGCGUCACAUCAAGAUCAACGUCCCCGCGAACCGCCUGAAUAUUACAGUCAUUAGCAAUUUCUGCAGCGCUAUCCGCAAGUUCGUUCCUGGCCAUGGCCUAGCCGAGCCAGCGCAUCUUCACACGUUGACGCUCCAAAUACCGGCGGUACAAGUGAAGGAUAUGGGCUUUACUGAUUUGGUUGGGGAUCCCAACGAGGUGCCCGCCACUCGGUUAUUCAACCACUUCACCACCACCAGGGAGUCGCUUAUGCUUCUCAACGUCCAAUACCUCCGCAUCCUAGCCACAGAUAGCGACGCCAACUUGUACGAGAACAUAAUCAAUCUCCGAUGCCACUACAUGCAGAAACAGGCGCGGGAGGACAAGACUGGAGUCGCAGUCAAGGAUGCCGAGGGCGCCGAGGGCGCCGAGGCCUAUUUUAAGAAACAGGUCAAGAGUGCGAAGUCGCGAGUGUACAUGCUCAAAAUGGCCAUCGAAAAGCUAGCCAUACUCUGCCCGGAGGAAAGGGAUACGAUGAAGUCUGAGCCCUGGAAGUUCCUAGGACAGGAGGAAAGGGGGCGACACGUAGAUAGCAUGGAGAUGGAGGCCCUGCCAGACGACUGGUCUGAAGCCUCGGAGCCUGCUUCGUCUCGAGAAUCGAGAAGUUCAAGCGUCAGGCCCGAAUAUACGCAGGAGCAGUUGGCUAGAAUGAUCGCCGAAGACGACGAGUCGGAAACUUCUGAUGAUUCGGAUCAAGGGGUUGUCUCGUCUGAGUAG
Messenger RNA from Daldinia decipiens, 1485 nucleotides. RefSeq lists its product as uncharacterized. The coding region runs from base 1 to 1485 and encodes 494 amino acids. Lineage: Eukaryota; Fungi; Ascomycota; Sordariomycetes; Xylariales; Hypoxylaceae. The transcript has a single exon. The record is from RefSeq and is a predicted model, not a curated record.